Polistes dominula (European paper wasp) is the source of this 3063-nucleotide messenger RNA. RefSeq names its product whirlin protein dyschronic (gene dysc). Gene Ontology annotation, molecular function: protein binding. NCBI's taxonomy places the organism in Eukaryota, Metazoa, Arthropoda, Insecta, Hymenoptera, Vespidae. The record is from RefSeq and is a predicted model, not a curated record. Gene Ontology annotation, cellular component: cilium; plasma membrane; stereocilium tip.
GGAUAUGCAACCCCCGGCUGAGGCCUCGGCCUCGGUGCUAACAGCAGUGGCGGCAGUCGCGAACAGUCGCGAGCUCGGUGUUCAACUGGGGCGAUGCUGCUGCUUGUCAUUCGUUUACGCGAUUCACUACGAACGUUCGCCAUUGCUGGUGGUGCCGUCGGUAAAGUUAAUCAAAACCGAUCGGUUCGCUAACUUCAACUACUACUACUACUACUACUACUACUACUAUUACUACUACUACGAUAAUCCACCUUGAUACUACACGUGAAUACGACGACCUUCUUCUACAAACGUGAUGGUGAUGAUGAUAAUGAUCAUGAUGAUGAUAAUAGACGUUUGACCGUUCGGAGGUUUAAGGAAUGGCCAGCAGUACGGAGGACUACGGCUCGGAAUUGCAGGAGUUGCAGUGGGGUGGUAGUAGCGGUUCCCAUUUUCUACGGAGUAAUUCACAUUUCUUGAGAAGCGGUAGUGGUAGUGGUUGUUACGAAGCUGAGGAUCUCGAACCAAGUAGUAGUAGUAGCAGACACCAUGCCGGUCAAAACAGAGGAUAUUACAGCCCGCCUGGCACCAGUUACACCAUCGUCGAGAGACCACCCAGUGCUCCUCACCAUCAUUCCUCCCAUACGACACCUUACAGGCAUCGAUCUCAUGCCACUUCCACCGGUACCAGUGCCAUUUCACCGGAACAAGUACUCAGGUUAUUCGGUAAUGGUGUACCGUCUGAAAGACGUCAAGGUGAACGAAGGACACCUGCCUCGAGUCCAGCAAGUGUGGCCGCCGUGAGGAGUAGCAGUUCGUCUCAACAGGUUCAUCAACAGCAACAAUCUCAACAACAGUCUCAACAACAGCAACAACAAUGUCAACAACAGCAGCAACAACAACAACAACAACAACAACAGCAACAACAAUCUCAACAAAUAGUUGGUUCAAAUCCACCAACAUCACCUGGUUCACAACCACUAAGUCUACAGGAGCUCACCGUAAGGACAAUCACCAUGACGAGAGAUCCACCUGACUCUCAUCAUGGAUUUGGAAUCUGCGUGAAGGGUGGCAAGGACGCAGGUGAGAUCCGAAGUACCUUCAAGCUACCUCCGUCGCCGUACUUCGUGCCUCGAGAACGAGAUGUGCAAUCAGGGGUGGGUGUCUACAUUUCGAGGGUGGAAGAAGGUUCAGUGGCCGAAAGAGCUGGACUCAGGCCAGGGGACACCAUUUUAGAGGUGAAUGGCACACCCUUUCAUGCGGUGACCCACGAGGAGGCUCUCAAAAUGUUGAAAUCCUGUAGGACAUUGAGCAUGACGGUAAGAGGACCAGCAUUAGAUCCUCGUUGUAGAGUUGGUCAUCCCGUUUGGCCAAGUUCGGGUCGUCAACAAUCUUGCAGUUGGAUGGACCGUCAAGGAAGACCAGCUUCACCUCCACCAUUUUUUUCAUCUCGAGAUUCCAGAUAUGGACCGAGAACGCGAAAGGUCGAACUUUGCAUCGAACCAGGACAAUCCCUUGGUCUUAUGAUCAGAGGUGGUCUUGAAUAUGGCCUUGGAAUAUAUGUCACUGGUGUAGACAAGGACAGUGUUGCCGAUCGUGCUGGACUUUUGGUCGGUGAUCAAAUCAUAGAAGUUAAUGGACAGAAUUUUGAGGAAGCAACGCACGACGAAGCUGUACAAAUUUUGAAAACAAACAAGAAAAUGAGUUUAUUGAUACGUGACGUGGGAAAGGUACCUCAUUCCUGUACCACAAGUCAACCAAUCGUCAUGCCUACUUCGAGAUAUCCUGAUCAUGAUCCUAUUAUUCUUGAAAGUCCUGGAAAUCAUCGGCCACCUAGUCCUGCAGUGUCCUGCAGGAGGGCUCAACAACAUCAGGUGACUACCUCUGACCUCGCCCUUUCCAACGACGAGUGUGAUAAUCAGGAUUACGAGGACGACAUUGACAGCGGACGUGGACGAAGACACAGCUCACCAGGUGGAUCACGAGGAAAUCCACGGGAUUACGGUCAUCAUCAUCUUCAUCCGGAUAAUUUGGAAAGCGACGGAGGAUGCGAUGAUAGCGACGCUGAGAUGAUCGGUAAUGGGAGGCGUGGAGGAGGAGGAGGAGGAGGAGGUGGAAGGGAAGGAGGUGGAGGAGAAAGGGAACGCGAUUUGGAGGAGGAUGAGGAAGAAGGAAGGGAAGAGAGGAACUCGGAUGGUGGAGGUGGUGGAGGUUUCGGUGGUUGGAGGUCCCAUUUGCUUGGUGGGCUGACGCAGCGUGUGAAAUCCUGGUACUGGGGCGCCAGGCCCCUCGAACUGGCGCACAAAUUAUCGCGAAGCUUCGAUAUGCAAGAUGCACAAUUACUCGAGGAGGGUGGUUCCGGUGGUGGUUCGAUUACCGGAAGUGGAGGACCAGGUGGACCACCUAGGAGACAUCACAGUGCUCAAAGAUUAACCAGAAACGAGAUGUCUGAUAGAAGAGACGAAGAUGGUGCAUUGGUUGUACCAGAUCAUCAAGGAAAUCUUAGGAUCACUGUAAAAAAAACUAAAUCUAUUUUGGGCAUUGCAAUUGAGGGUGGUGCUAAUACUAAACAUCCCUUACCGAGGAUCAUUAAUAUUCACGAUAACGGAGCUGCUUACGAAGCUGGUGGUCUGGAAGUCGGUCAACUAAUUCUCGAGGUCGACGGUCACAAAGUAGACGGAUUACAUCAUCAAGAGGUAGCCAGAUUAAUAGCAGAAUCAUUCGCAAGACGUGACAGAAAUGAAAUCGAAUUUUUGGUAGUAGAAGCUAAGAAGAGUAAUCUCGAACCUAAACCAACGGCAUUGAUCUUCCUGGAAGCGUAGCAGGAGUCCCCCACCUCCGAGCCGGAACCACCGUAGUAAAAAAAAAACCAUUUUUUACUUCGACGAUAUCGAAAAAUCGGCCCGGAAAGAAGAGAAUCCAAUUGACAACAGAAGAUCUCAACAUACUGAAUCUAAUUUUGAUUGAAAUCUAUUAUCAUCAAAUACACCUGAUUUAUUCUCUAAUUCGUGACCGAGAUUUUCGAUCGGUCGUUCCUCGACCUGGCCCUGGUGGUGGGAACCAUUUCAAUCCAAGACAAACAAA